This is a messenger RNA of Alligator sinensis (Chinese alligator), 2678 nucleotides long. Its product is annotated as olfactory receptor 56-like. Gene Ontology annotation, cellular component: membrane. Gene Ontology annotation, molecular function: G protein-coupled receptor activity; olfactory receptor activity. NCBI's taxonomy places the organism in Eukaryota, Metazoa, Chordata, Crocodylia, Alligatoridae. The transcript has 3 exons. Bases 270 to 1214 code for a protein of 314 amino acids. Gene Ontology annotation, biological process: G protein-coupled receptor signaling pathway. The record is from RefSeq and is a predicted model, not a curated record.
UGGGGCUGAAAGUGGAACUUAAUUAAAGACUUGGGACAAGAGUCCCCAAAGUGCGGGAAGGAUGGAAAAAUAAAACAUUCAAGGAGUCUAGUAGAAAAGAUUAAGCUUCUUACUGAAGUCAUCACAGAACGAGAUAAGGCAGAUCCAGGAAAAGAAAACCUGCCAGGUGCCUCAGGUGCUGUUAGUAUUAUCCAGUAGGAAGUGUGCACACAUUGCCCAAGGCAUCUUGUUCUUGUCCAGGACUUCAAACACAGCCACAUGAAGAGGAAAUGAAGAGUGGGAAUGAAACUUCUUCAGCAGACUUCAUUUUGCUGGGACUCCUGAGCCGGACCAAUGUACACAAGUUCUCCAUGGCCACGAUCUUAUUAGCCUUCAUCACUGCCUUGUGUGGGAAUGCUCUUCUCAUACUUGUAAUCCAAGUGGAUUCCUCCCUUCACACUCCCAUGUACUUUUUCCUCAGACAAUUGGCCUUCAUGGACAUCUGUCAGACACUGAUAAUUGUCCCCAAAAUGUUAGCAGACUUCCUGACCCCAGGCAAUCCCAUUUCUCCAGCUGGCUGUGGGGCUCAGGUUUUCCUCAUGCUGACCAUGGGCGUAUCAGAGUGCCUCCUCCUGGCAGUCAUGUCUUAUGACAGGUACAUUGCUAUCUGCAACCCCUUGCACUACCCCAUCCUCAUGAGCAGGAACAUCUGCUUUCUUUUAUCAGCUGGAGUCUGGAUGGGAGCAUUGGUAAAUGCCUUGAUUGAGACAGUGUUUACACUGUCUCUCCCCUACUGUGGCUCAAAAAAGAUUGACCACUUCUUCUGUGAGGUCCCAGCCCUGCUCAAAUUGUCCUGCUCUGACACCUCUCAGCAUGAGACUCUGGUAUUUGUGAGUGGCAUUGUCCUGCUCCUCAUCCCUUCUUCCAUUAUACUGGCCUCUUACGCUUGUAUCCUCUCCAGGGUCCUGAGGAUGAAGUCAACGAAGGGACAGCAGAAAGCUCUGGCCACUUGCUCGUCCCACCUGACUGUGGUGGUCAUGUUUUACGGGGCAGGCAUCUUCAUGUACAUGAGACCCAGCUCCUACCACUCCCCAGAGCAAGACAAGAUUGUUUCUCUGUUUUACACCAUUGUCAGCCCACCACUCAAUCCACUCAUCUACAGCCUGAGAAACAGGGAUGUCUUACGAGCCCUAAGAAAGCUGAUUGGGAUAUUCAGGGUCUUCCUGCAAAAUUGACAAAGCUCUACGUUACCAUGAGCUAAGUCUCAUUAAACUGAGAAGGCCGCCAGCAGGGUUUUCUGGAUCAUUUAGAAGGAAGCUAACAUGUCUCAGUCACGUAACACCCUGUGACCUACUGAGAGUCACGGGCUUUUGGGCUCUGUUACUUAAACGCUUAGAAAGAGGUUUGAGGAAAUGUACCCCACUCUCUUUGUUCAUUAGUGUUUUCCUGCUUCAGGAAAUUUAACCAAAUUAUUGCAAACAGUGAAGACUUCAUGGGGAAUUGAAACUUUCUAUUUCCCUGAUGCUGACCCUGCACGAGGCCCAAGCCCCACUGCAGGAAAUACGACAAAUGGAAGGGCAACCAAAAUGGCCCCUGGGAUGAAAGUUUAUGAGGAAGGUAUGAAAGAACGAGGGUUAUUUAGGAUGGAUAGGAAUAGACUGAGGAGCAGGGUAUAAUAGUUUCUCAAAUACAUGAAGAGUGAUUAUAGAGAGAAUGGAGAUGGGCUUUUCUUUGUGGCUCUAAGGGACAGGACUAGGAGCAAGGGCCACAAGCCAUAGCAGGGGAAAUUGAAGUUGGAGAUUAGGGGGAACUAGCUGCCGUUGGGAGUGGUCACACAGGGAUGAAGCUACCGAGAGAAGCUGUGGAUUUUCCAUGCUUGGAAACGUCCAAAAGCAGGUAAGACAGACCCUUGGCUGUGGUGGUUUAGUCAGAGAUGAACAUGGCUGGAGCAGGGACAUGGGCCACAGGAUGUGGUGAGGUUUCUUUCAAACUAUGAUCCUAAGUGCUUAGAAGCAGAUCUUCCCAACCACUGCAAGGCACUGCACUUUAUGUCUGAUUCCUGUCUCACUUCACGUUGUUUUUCCACCAGAUUCACUCCACUGAGGUCAAAGUGGAACACGUGGCGUGAGCUGGUGUUUUAGUUAGAGUGGCAUCUGGGCAGCCACUCUACUAAAAAACCCACAGCAUCGCAUAUAAUGACUUCCUGUGUUUUUAAAAAUGACCGCAGGAUGCUUUAUCUAGAGUUUUAGGUAAAGCACCCCAAUGGCCAUUUUAAACCAUGCCAGGGUUUAAUACACAUGACACUGCAGCAAUGCGGGGCAGCCGCGAUUAAUAGGAUCUGCUCCAAGGCGUUGUAGUGAGAACUGCAAAGAGCACCUGUCUAGGCAGGCAUAAUUUUUACACAAGAGAAAAAAACCUCUGUUUUAGAUUAACCUGUUCUCUUUAGCAGCCUUUUUUUUUUAAAAAAAGGCUGUUACCCAAGAAUCUCUCUAAGCCUUGUGUAAAAUAAAUAUAUUUGAUUUAUUCAAGACAUGACUGAAAAGGGCAGCAGGGAGAAACAGGAAGCUUUCUAGGUUUAGAUCCAUGCCAAGAAUGCCUAGCCUUAAAUGAGAACAAAGCCGUGUUUGAACGUCCCUUUCUUUGCGCCUGGAGCAGAUGGAGCUGAUUGGCUGACAGAACAAAUGAAUGAAGGACAUUAA